ACCAUAUAUAGUCACUUUGCCCGCUCCCAGCUCACAGCAUCAGGCACCCGCCAUCAAGCCAUCAGUCAUCCGUCGUCGAGGUCUAACAUCUUGCAAGUUCGUUAAUUGUCAACUAGUCUCCGGCCUUUUGCUGAAACACUGACCUCUGCGGGUCGCGAGCGCUCAGUAUGGCAGCAUUGGCAUCUUUCGCCUGUGCAUCGCCUACACCAGCUACGAAGCAGUCAGCGCCAAAAGCAGCGACUACAACGACUGAAAAUGCACCUGCCGCCGUCUCCAUGGCAGCCCAAGAUGCCAGCAGCAGGAUCACCUCUGCGGAGACCUCGAUCGUUAACGCGCCCAAGAGCGACGCCUCGGAGGAGUUUGGUGUGGAUCUGAGUUUAUGGUAUGGAGCAGGUCGAGUGAAGUAUCUGGGGCCGUUCUCGGCACGAACUCCAUCUUACCUCAAAGGAGAGUUCGCUGGCGAUUACGGCUGGGACACAGCAGGUCUGUCGGCAGACCCGGAGUCAUUUGCUAAGAACAGGGAGCUCGAAGUGAUCCAUGGCAGAUGGGCGAUGCUGGGCUGGGCAGGAUGCUUUUUCCCCGAGCUUCUGGUCAAAUCCAAGUCAUGUGGCUUGAAGGAAGGCGUUUGGUUCAAAGCUGGAUCGCAAAUUUUCACCGACGGCGGCCUUGACUACUUGGGUAACCCGAAUCUGGUGCACGCCCAGAGCAUAUUGGCUAUCUGGGCCUGCCAGGUGGUCCUGAUGGGCCUCGUGGAAGGAUAUCGCAGUGGAGGCGGACCUCUGGGAAAAGUGACCGAUCCUCUCUAUCCCGGAGGAGACUACUUCGACCCUCUGAAUCUGGCCCAGGACCCUGAUACUCUGGCUGAGCUCAAGGUUAAGGAGGUCAAGAACGGUCGUCUAGCUAUGACUGCCAUGCUCGGCUUGUUCGUUCAGGCCAUUGUCACCGGCCAAGGCCCUGUUCAAAAUCUUGCCGAUCAUCUCGCCAAUCCUUACGUGAACAAUGCCUGGGCUUAUGCAACAAACUUCGUUCCAGUGAGACAUUAGCUAGCUGAGCUGUCUGCUUAGCAAAGCCAUGUGUCUAUCCUGUACAUGUUCUCAAAUCUCUUACUAGUCGACUUGAAGACCGAUGACAGUGUUCGGAUGAACUGUUACGGCGAUGUAGUUUUUGUAAUUGCACUGUGCUGUAAAAUAUUUAAAACGAUCUUGCCCGCCCAAC
Messenger RNA from Marchantia polymorpha subsp. ruderalis, 1215 nucleotides. The record is from the annotation of a GenBank genome assembly. NCBI's taxonomy places the organism in Eukaryota, Viridiplantae, Streptophyta, Marchantiopsida, Marchantiales, Marchantiaceae.